Molecule: messenger RNA, 1518 nt
Organism: Saccostrea echinata
Lineage: Eukaryota; Metazoa; Mollusca; Bivalvia; Ostreida; Ostreidae
Exons: 9
Coding region: 15-1247 (410 amino acids)
Source: RefSeq, a predicted model, not a curated record
AGACUGAGAGAGUAAUGAUUACGUACGCUUUGGCCACUGUUGGCGCACUGACUGCUUGGUUCUACUUUGCACCAGAGCCAAAGCCAAAAGCAGGCAUCUAUAAACAGCGAAGUGUGCGAUACACUAUAAAAUACUUCUUCUUUAGACUGAUUUUGUGGCUUAGACAACGGAAAAAUAAGCAAUUGAAAUCCACAUCAGGGCAGAAUGCAGGUUAUGGGAUGCGUUCAAGAGUUUCCCCAGAAGAAAUGGACAAGGCCCAAGAUCUUCCGAGUGUUCACAAACACCCAAAGGCAGUAGAUGCUGUAUAUUUUAAUGCAGGAAACAGAGAUGGCUAUUUUUUGGUUACUGCAACAGCCAGAAGACAAAAUAACAUAGUACAGACACUCCUGUAUUUACGAACUCCAGAACUAGGUAUCCUCCAAGGCACCUUUAUGUCUCAGGGCACCAACCUAGAGGGGACAGAUCCAGGAGGGUUUGCUGCUGGGGGGCUAAAAAUGACCCCCCAAAAAGCAAUGGAAGAAUGGAGACUUGUCUUUUCUGGGAAAAUGGUAAUCACGAAGACUGGAGAAGAAGUAGAUGUGACCUUUGACCUUUUAUGGACGGCCUUCACUCCGUAUUUUGAUUUUGAUACGGAAAUGAAUCCUAUUACAAUGGCUGAUGCUAUCUGUAGAGAGACGUGGUCACGAUCUUAUUUUGAGGAACUUCAGAGAUAUCACCAGACUCAUUAUGAACAAUUUGGAGACAUAAGAGGAACAGUUAAAAUAGGAGGUUAUGAUGAUAUCAACUUAAAUGUAUCCGGAGUUAGAGACCACUCUUAUGGCAAUAUCCGUGAUUGGAAGGAUUUACACAGGUACGCCAUACAAUACUGUACGCUGGAGGAUAAAACAGCUGUUUGUCUGGGGGUCAUCUCAAUGCCACGGUCACUGUCAAAGUUGUUGAUGGGGUACGUAUUCCAUCCAGAUGGUAGACUGGAUACCGUUACCUGGUCAUCAUUGGAACUUUUUGAGCAUGGUGAGGAUGGAAUCCCGCCAAAGGAAUUCAGUGCCAAAUUUUCUGCCGGUGGGAAAAUGUACAACAUGAAAUGCACUGUAGUUGAUAUGGCGAGAUUCUUCAUUGGAGAGGGGAAAGAUGCAAGAAUAUUUGAACGAUUCUGUGAUUAUGAAGUGAAUGGCCAGAAGGGCUGGGGUAUCAGUGAGUGGGAUUAUAGGAACAGCAAAAGAUUUUUUGAGGAUGGAGAGAGUAUAUGAUGUUACAUAUAAGAUAUAAUAGUGUACAUAAAUCUUGUAUACACACCUGCUCAACUCACCAGUCAAAAAAAAGAUAUCUGUGACAUAUGCCACUGAACAUAUUUAUGUCUUUGAAGAACAAUUAGCAUAACUGUGAUAAUAAAAUCAUGACAAAUAAUUUCACACUCCAAUACAUGUACUUAAUUUUUUAUGUCUGACACUUCAUGAAUUUCAUAGGUUCAAGUAUGUUGACUAACUAUUGAUAUGAAUGCUGCAUUUGACCUGUAAUCUC